This is a messenger RNA of Perca fluviatilis (European perch), 2188 nucleotides long. RefSeq names its product TAR DNA binding protein a (gene tardbpa). Lineage: Eukaryota; Metazoa; Chordata; Actinopteri; Perciformes; Percidae. The record is from RefSeq and is a predicted model, not a curated record. Gene Ontology annotation, molecular function: RNA binding. The coding region runs from base 20 to 958 and encodes 312 amino acids. Gene Ontology annotation, biological process: regulation of gene expression. Gene Ontology annotation, cellular component: nucleoplasm. The transcript is spliced from 5 exons.
CAAAGAUAACAAAAGGAAGAUGGAAGAAAUAGACGCUGCCUCAGCUGUAAAAGUAAAAAGGGGCUUUCAGAAGACGUCAGAUCUCAUUGUCCUCGGGCUGCCAUGGAAAACAACAGAACAAGACUUGAAAGAUUAUUUCACUACCUUUGGGGAGGUCAUUAUGGUGCAGGUCAAGAGAGACGUAAAGACUGGCAACUCGAAAGGAUUUGGGUUUGUCCGGUUCACUGAGUAUGAGACACAAACCAAAGUGAUUGCUCAGAGACACAUGAUUGAUGGACGAUGGUGUGACUGCAAACUUCCCAACUCAAAGGCGUUUCCUGAUGAGCCCAUGCGGAGCCGUAAAAUCUUUGUUGGCCGCUGUACAGAGGACAUGACAACCGACGAACUGAGGCAGUACUUCAUGCAGUAUGGCGAAGUCACUGAUGUCUUCAUCCCCAAACCGUUCCGGGCAUUUGCAUUUGUCACAUUUGCUGAUGACCAGGUUGCCCAAGCCCUGUGUGGAGAGGACUUGAUCAUCAAGGGCAUCAGCGUGCACAUCUCCAAUGCUGAGCCCAAACACAAUAAUAGUAGGCAAAUGAUGGAUCGAGGGCGGUUUGGGGCUGGUGGGUUCAGUCAGGGCUAUGGCAGUAAUCGUGGUGGGCUAGGCAGUGGUAGUGGGGGGGUUAACUUUGGGGCUCUCGGCCUUAACCCGGCCAUGGUGGCUGCUGCCCAGGCAGCGCUGCAGAGCAGUUGGGGAAUGAUGGGCAUGCUGGCAAACCAGCAGGGUAUGACCACAACGGCAGGCACUCCCACUACGACCCGAGACCCGACCUAUAGCUCCUCCAGCACCACCAGUUACAGCAGCCCCAGUUCAGCUAGCCUCGGUUGGGCUGCAGGCACUAACGCCGCCUCCAGCAGUGGCUUCACCUCCGGCUUUGGCACCUCUAUGGAGUCUAAGCCUUCUAGUUGGGGAGUGUAGAUAGUUUUGAGUUCAGCUUUUCUGUUGCUAUUAGGCUAAUCUGGUAAGUAUACCUACAGCUGGGAACUGCUUAUAUCUUAUGUUCCUAUUAUUAAAAAUAUACUGCCUUUUUAUUUUGUUAAAGAGAAAAAUUUAUACUUGCGUGUGACUGAUUAUGUAGUCAUGCAUUGAAUGGGUGAAAAGUUUAGUUAGUGAAAACUGCUACGCUCAAUUUUUUUGGUUUUUGAAAAAAUAUUAAACAGAGAUGAGCAUGCAAGAUAAAUAUUUAUAAACAUGCACGAGUAUCUCGAGAGCCCCCUCAUCCCCUUGUAAAAUGGGCUUGAUAUGAUUAUAUGUCUGUAAGCAGUUGAUUGCAUCUUUUUGUUUGUUUUUGUUUGACGUCUUUUGGAAACGCCUUCAUGAAAGUCUCUUCUGCAGUUCACCAACUCUUUCCCAAUUUCCCGGGAGGAAGCGCCUCAUUGGCAGCAAUGUUCGACAGAUCUCAGUAUCAAUUCCCCUCUUCCCAUGUGUAAAUGCUUUGCCAUCAAAGAACACAGCUUCACUCUGCAUAUACUGUGUUAGACGGUGGGUGUUGUCUUUUUUUCCUCUCCCCUUUUUUAUGGAUAUAGAAAUCUUGUCUGCUCUUGUUGCUUUUCAAGAUCAAUGAGUGGGAUUGGUGUUGGACCGAGUGAGAGUGAGCGAACGGGAGAGCAAAAUGAAAGAAGUGUGAGAUGGACUGUUUGUGCAGAUUUUUUUUUUUUUUUUUUUUUUUUUUUUAAAGAGACAUGCCUGCGAGAGUUGAGAAGAACCUGUGGCUUUGUGCGAGUGUGAGAGGAAGAAGCAAGUACGAGUGUGUCCCUAAUGACCAUCACAAGGACAUUCUCUGCUUUUUCUCAUUGUUUCUAUCUUUUAAUUCUUUAAACACACAGUGAAAUGUCAAGUGCUAUGAAUAUUUGUACCUUUUUCGUAGCUUUCUCUUGCUGUCUGAUUUGAUGUGAAUGCUUUGUCUGGUUGUGUGAUUUAAUUUUUUUCUCCUUGUUAGCACCCUCUCUGUGUGAAAAUGUGACUUUGUGCUGGUGGAGUCUGUGUGGGCAAAAACACUGAAAGUGUGUUGAAGUUUGAGGUUGAUGUGGUGAAUGUUUGACAAGAUCCCAUUGAAAGUUUGUGUUUGAAGUGGUUACGAAUGCAUUUUCUAUGUUUUGUGACUCAAAGGGAAGUCUGAAAUAAAACUGAAUUUGACUAGGUAUAAUA